GUCAAUUCAUUCAUUUGUUUACAUGAUAGAGUAGAUACCUAUUAUAUAUAUACCUACUAUAUACAUACAUGCACGUGCACAUAUAUAUGUGUACAUAUAUUUAGAAUUUGAUAUGAAAAGGUUACGUCAAGGAAGAUUUAUAUAGAUUUAAAAAAGUUUGGUAUUUUUAAAAUUUUGCAAUAACACUGAAUUUUUAACAAUUAUAAAUAUACUGUAUGUACUAUAAUACUGUAUAGUUAGGUAUAUAAGUACAUAACAUUGUUCUGAAUUUUCAAGGAGUUACGAAUCUGACAAGUUACGUUAUGGAUUUUCGAGGAGUUAGCUGGCAGGAAUACUACGAAAUUUAUGCUUCUUCUUAUCUCAUGGGGGUGUUCCAAAGGAUCCAGAUAGAUCGUUACGUUCAUAGAUAUGCUUCUGUAUGCGACCAUUCGCUGCGACUUACACUAGUAGUACCUGAAAUGUCUCAAGUGGGACGGUCGAUGUCUGAUGGCGCGAGCUGGAACGCAGCGCUGGAGAAAUCCUGCUCCAGAAGGUGACGAUGUACAACGAUCGAUCGAGUUACUGGACAAAGUGCUCUCAGAGUACGACGAGCACGAGGCAGAAAGCGAAGUCGGCAGUGGUGGCGGCAGUGGCGGUGGCGGUGGCGGCGGCGGUGGCAGUGGCGGUGGAGGUGGCGGUGGCGGUGACGACGGUAGCGGAGGUGGCACCAGUGGAGGUGGUGCUGGUGGAAACGAAGUCGUUGGCGACGGAAGAGGUGAGGGUAUCGUCGGCGGUUUCCUCGGAGGUUGUGGUAGCAGUACGGAACCCAGUAUUGGUCUUACACCCGACGACGAGAGUCCGUCUUUAGGACAUCAAUCGGAAGAUGACGGUUACAUGAGUAUGAAUGGACGGAAAGCGAAAAUGGCGUUGGUAGCAUUACGUCCGGUUCCGGAUUGCCCGGAACCACAAGACUCGGCGGGAUUACCAUCACAGGAAUUUCCUCCGCCCCCUGAAGAGGCAGAACGCAUCAUUUCGACUCUUUUACCUAUAGUCUCCCCCGGAAACUCGUCAAAGAGAACGAGCCAAUCGUCAGAACGGCGAAGCAACCGACAGCAGUGGAUGAUAGCAAUGGAGGAUAGCAUGCGGCACGGAAACGCGGUUACCACACAAACGACUCUUCCCAAGACCCGGCAUCAAAGGCCGUACGGAUGGAAGAACGGUAACGCUGAAAUGGGCCGAAUAAAACGUGAAUCUAGCUCGAGUCCACCGAGCAAGUUCGCGAGCUUACCGUAUGAUGGUAAGGUCUCUUUCAAUUGGAUCCCACCGCGGACGAAUCCAUGCACUAUCGAGAAGCAUCGCGAAGUAAGACGUCGUUCCUCGGAGGAACAUCUCGAGAGGGAUCGUCGUCGAAAAAACGCCGACAAGGAUCGGACAUCUCAUUUGCGAAAACAGAGGCAAAACGAGAUUAUGAAAUCGAGUAGCGUCGAGGAUAGAUUACUGAUGAAUCAUAAUUACAGUCACAAUCGUAAUCAUAGAGGAGGAGAGGGAGUUGCCAGCAGUAUCGGUGGUGGUAGCAAUGGUGGUGAUGGCAGCGGCGACGGCGGAGGAGGGCAAGAUAUUGGAGCAAGACGACGAAGAAACGACUCGGACUCAAGCGAGGGUAGAUUUUCGAGAAACUCGGAGUCCGAAAGAUCCUCGAUACCUCGCUCGAGCUCAGUCAGCGUUGAAAGGUUCUCCAUGAGGGCAAACUGCGACUCCUCGGACUUUUCUAGGGCCAACUCGACCUCGAACGAAAGAUUCCAUUCGGACUUCUCGAUAGCCGUAGCCAGUGCUAGCUCAAACGACCACGUGUCCAUACCCACCUCCGAUCCUUUUUCUAUUAGAAAUCUCGACUUUGUGUCAUUUUCAUUGCCACGAGCAGAUUCGAACGAAAGAUUCUCAGGACGCACAUCCGACAGAUGCUCAGAAGAACGUUACUCCGAUAUGUUCUCGACGAGGAAUUCGGACUUUUCCACGAGAAAUUCGACCGAUUUUCGGACUCAGUCCGAGGAAGAACGCUUUUCAGACGAUUCCUUGGAGGAACUCUUACCUCCACCACCAUCCAUCAGCAAGAGACACUCGAUCGCUUGGGAAGUCUCGCUCGAAGACGACCCUCUUUAUGCACCUGGUAGCACCAAGGUCGUCGGUAGGAGACGUCGAAAGAGCAGCGACGUUUCUAGCGUCGGAUCGGCGUCGAAAUUUCGUGAUUUUGAUGACUGGCAAGAUCCACGGCUCUCGACGACAGACGACGAUCUGGUUUCGCCAUACUCGGACUCCUCAACGAACGAUUUCGAUCAGAUUCGUCCGCAAAAUCUGACCAAAAACGGUACUUACGUAAUACGACGAGGUCGUAAAAAGGAACGAAAGGUCCUACCGAAGACAGCGACGAAAACGAAGAGCCUGUCCUUUGAAAACGCCGACGACAAUCGACUGUCGGACGUGAAAAGAUAUUCGAGUACAUUUGACAACAUAAAAAGUCUCCUGAAAGAGAAUAAGCUGGAUACUAGAAAAAGACGAUCGUCGGAGGACAAAUCAGAGAAUCUCGUCGAAUUACCAAGUGAAUUUGCAGAAAUCAUCCCACCUCCGGAUCUCAUCAGAGUUGUUUCCCUUCUGACCAUAAACAACGACAAUAAUAACAAUACCAGCAGCAACGACGAGGAGGAAGAGGAAGAAGAAGACGAGGACGAGAACAACGAUCGAGCAGCUCAUCUCAACAUAAUGAUCGAAGAGGAAGAAACGUCAGAAAAAUUAUUCAGCAAAAUGAAAGAACGCCCGAUGGGUGAAAUUUCUCGCGAAAAGCUACCAUCAAAUUUUUCGAUAAAUAAAGAUUCAACGGAUUUGGACAUUGAUAGAGAUAGAGAAUGCAACGGUGGUAUUCCACUUUCUAUUUCGGCGUCGAAAGCUUUAGAUAUCGGUAAGCCAAUCGAUUUUCUCCUCGAAGAACGAUCAAAGAAACUCAUGAGUUCGAGCAAUGAACGGCUGUCCUCUAAAAUACCCGUUAAUCUUUUGAUCGAAGAUCAAAUCGUGAAAAAGGCUCUUAACGAGAAUCGUAGACAAUUGGAAAAGGUCAGCGACGCCAUAAAAGAGAUCGAAAACGUUAAGAACAGCGAGUCCUAUUGCGAGAGCAAGCGAUGGAAAAAUGGCGACAUUAGAGCUUCUUCCAGAAGAAACAGUUACGAAAACGAUUCUAUCGAAAAAACGAAUCGGAAGACGCUAGGCAGUCCGUAUGAACCGAGAAACAGAAAACAACAGAGUUCCGAUUCGGAAACUUCCAAGAUGAGCUCCGAGAAUGAUUUUGAUCGAAGAAAAGCAAAUGGAACGGACAUUUACGCGUCCGGUAGGAGGUUGAGACAAAAUGGCAUUGAAAGUCACAAAAAUAAUCAGAAACAAAUCGAGCACGUAAUCGACGCCAUACUCGAGGACUCAAAAAAUCCUAACUUUCAGGUCAACGUUGAAGUGCUCGAGUUUCCACCAUUGCCGCCGUCACCGGUGGAGGAAGCGGACGAGGAAAACUCAGACGUUGGACAAAAUGCCGUAAUCAGCACUAGGUCGAAAAGUCACGGUAACAGAACAAUGGAAUAUAGACCACGGGUGCCACCGCAUCGCGGCCAAAUCGUCGAUGUCAAAGAUCAUCAAACGUCACUUAAUACAAGAUCAAUGGAUGCCGGAUUCUCUCGUGGUAGACGUACACCGACCGCCGGCAAUUCGAGAAGAGAGGUGCCGGUGGAGAGAAGGACCUUACCGACGGAUUUACCAGGACCGUCGUCAAGACGUCGUCCUUUCGCAAAGAGACACUCGCCCUCGGCAGAUGGUUGCUCCUCAAACGUUGCAGGCGCCAACGGCGAUAUCAACGGUAGUGCUAACGAUGGUGCCAAUGGCGGAACUAACAGCGGAACCACGACAAACGCCGUUGCGUCUAGCGGAACGGGUAUGCAAACUUCCUGCUCGCUACCAGAAACCCCAGUCUUUGCCAGAGGCAGCGAUAUUCCACGAACACCACAACAUGCCGGGAAUCAGGCACAAACACGCCGGCAACCCGGUUGGUAUGCCCCGACGACGGCGACCACUGGGUAUCGAAGGAACAAUCCUGGUCUGGAACAGGCGAUAAUUGGAACAGAAUUGCUCCGACUGGCGGGUGGACCAAAUCGAGGAUGGUAUCCAACGAGAAAAGUGAAUCAACCGCGACCUGCUUCGAUCGAGCAUCUUGAGCGGCUAAACAACGCUUACGACGCACGCUUACCGAGCGGUGCCGAUCAGAGGAAACCGUUAACCCUGCCGACGAACAUCACACCCAACAAAUACUUCGGCCAAAGUAAGCACAGCUCCGCGUCCAGCACUCGCGAGGCGCUACGGAGGGUCACUAGCUUGCUCAUCAAGAAAGGGAGUAGCAGUAAAGAUGGAAAAAGUGGUAAAGAUAACGCUUUACCUUCGGGUCCUUAUGCCGAGUAUAAUUUCUCUGUUAUAGCCGCGGAGAGUGGCGAGGCGCCAAAGAAGAAGGGCUUUUUCAAAGGUUUCUGGAAAAGAUCACGACAUUAUUCAUUGGAGAACCAAUAGCCCAGGUGUGGCAGGAUAAUCAGUGGCCGGCAACGACAGAGACAAGAUCAACAUCAGCAUCAGCAGCAAUAUUACCAGCAACGCGUUGCCACGAGAACUCUAGCUAGCAACCCCUGCUGUUGCAUCGUUCAAUAACUGCAACUCUUUCCUCCGUACGUCAUUUACACAAUACUCUCUCCAUCUAUACAUACGUAUGUCCGCGUCUGGUUUGCGUCUGCUACGAUCAUGACUAUCGAUCAGAAAAAAGAUACAAAGAGAGAGAGAGAAUCUAAACAAGUGAUCUCGUGUUUUUCACUAUUUUUAAUAUUCCCGAUCCGCGGAUGGCUGUAAAUGUUCUUUAUUUGGAUCAUGAUAUAAUCUAAAAUAUGCGCCCUUUCGCGGGUAAAUCAUUGCGGGAUGUAAAAGAACGGUGAAAAUACGGAGGAGAGCUGGAACGAAUCGCCCCGGACUGUUAUUACUUAUUAUUAUUAUUAUUAUUAUUAUUAUUAUUAUUAUUAUUAUUAUUAUUAUUAUUAUUAUUAUUAUUAUUAUUAUUAUUAUUAUCGAUGAGGAAAAUCAGCAGUGAUGAGUCGGAGAAUCACGCGAAUCGUGCCUUUUUUCUUUCUUUCGUACGUCGCUUCCACGAUGCGGACCAAUAGUGACGGAAAAAUGACUAAGCCAGUCACGUGAGAGGGAGGAGAAAAAGUUUAGUUCUUCAAAUGAAUAAAAAAAUAAGAUUGACUGUAGAAAUGAUUCUAUAAUUCACUCAAAGGAUUUGACAUACUUUGUCGUAGAUACCAAUCAGUUCGCGUCAUUGAAAGUCGACGAGUUAUGCCAAAUCAUAGAUGCGUACUUAGAAGUAUAAAAUUUAAUCGAUUCUUGCAUUAGAUUAAUCCCAUAACGCUUUAUCUCAUUUCUAAUUGUUUUUACCUUCGAAAAAAAGAUCCUUUAAACUUUCUUUUCCGUACAAAUGUUCGAUUGAACGAACAUAUUAAAUUAUAAGCUGAAGAGCGUGCGCUGACAAGUUUUUCAAUUUUUCUUGUAUUUUUUCUUUUAUAUGGUUCGAGACUCGAGCGCAUCGUAAGAAAUAAUAAACUAUUUAAUGUAGAGAGA
Vespa velutina is the source of this 5664-nucleotide messenger RNA. RefSeq lists its product as uncharacterized. The record is from RefSeq and is a predicted model, not a curated record. NCBI's taxonomy places the organism in Eukaryota, Metazoa, Arthropoda, Insecta, Hymenoptera, Vespidae. The coding region runs from base 487 to 4572 and encodes 1361 amino acids. The transcript has 12 exons.